CGGCGCCGCAGGGGCAUUUCCGUCCGAGGGGGCCGAUAAGAGAAGCCGCGCCGCGGCGCACGCUCUCGCUGUCUCUCUCUCUCUCUCUCUCUCUCGUCCUCGUCUCGGUCUCGCCGUGCGGCUCUCUCUCGUGAGCAACAGCACGCGCCGCGGUCGGCCUCCCCUUCAAUUCCUUCGGCUUUGGCCCGGGCGGGUGUGUGAGUGCUCAGCUCCUAUCGCCGAUUCGUCGUCCUCCUCCUCCUCAUCCUGCUCGAUCUGGUAAUUCUAGUGUUGAGGGUCUGAGGAGCUGAAACUAGCACGGGUACCCUGGCAGCAUGCGGUGGCUGGCUCUCUCGGUAGACAUCUUCCGCAAAGGGAUCUCCUUGAACCUGUACUGCCGGGUUAUUCUGUAAAUUGCCUCCAUUAUUGCUCUACUCCAAUCCUGAUCUUCUAGUCUCUGAAGUUUGGGAUUGAAGAUCUGGUUGCUGGCAUUGCUGUUUGGGUUUCUGUGGUUGCCUGGCAAUUCUUUCAAGGAGAACGGGCAGGAGUACUAAUGGUGUGGCAACCGGUGGCUCAGACGAGAUUCCGCGUGUUUAAACAUGAGAAUGGAAUCGCUGUGAGAGUUAUAGCUUGCUUCCAGCCAUCCCAAGAUUGCCAGGCCGAGUACUUCCGCCAUCUUCUUAAGCCCGUGACGUAGUUCGACUCCCUCCCUUCCAUUUGCUGUUGAAUAGAACCUGUGCUGCUCUAAGUUUUUCUGAAGCAAAAGUAAAGCAGGAGAAUUUCCUGUUCAUCUCAAUUUUCUGGUGAAGAUCCUGUUUGCUGGUUGUUUCUUGAUGGGGGAGAAGGUUAAUCCCUGGUGCCAUUGGUCUAAUCCCCCAUGGACCGAGAGCUCUGCAAACAAUCUCCACCCACCCGAUGUUAGCCUCGACAACACAAAUUCAGUGGCGUUGCCAACAUAUCUGAACAGCGAUGGCUACAUUUAUUCUGGAGUUGCUGCAUCUAUGCCGUCUAUUGCAGCAUCAGUUACUGACAGACCUGUUUCAUUCUCUUCUAGAUUUGUCACAACAUUGGUACCCAGUGUAGGCUUAUCAACAGCUGAGACACUGAGAAAGAGACCUCUGGUUUUCUUUCAUAAUGUGAAUAAUACCUUCACUGUAGGUCCUCUCCUGAGCAAGGGGACAUUGGAUACAGUUCCAGAGCUCCAAGGUAGCAAUGAGACCAAUGUAACUGAUGUUGGAGCACAAAAUACUGAGUGUAUGCAUGAGAAUACUGAGGAGAUUGAUGCACUCCUGUGUUCCGACUCAGAUGAAGGGUGCUUGAAAGUGCAAGAACUCAACAACAGAGUCAGGAAAUACCCAAUGCAGAAUGACACCAUGAGUGUGGAGUCGGUAGCAAGCGCUGGUGCUUCCCAACCAGCAAAGAAAAGAAGACUAAGCUCUGGUACCGACAGAUCUGUGGUUGACACAGCCAGCUCAGCAAGGCCUGACCACUCCGUUGAUCAGAAACAUCUCAGCCAUGACGACGACGCACAGUCGUGUUGUAUUGGUGAAGUGGAAAGCGAUCACCAGUUUGCUCUGAGGGAAGGUGAAGAAGCAGAAGGUGAUGAUGGCCCCGAUGAUCGGAAGCGGAGAAGAGAGAGGAUCCAAGAGACUGUUGCUGCACUCAGAAAGAUAGUUCCUGGAGGCAUUGCCAAAGAUGCCACAGCCGUUCUUGAUGAAGCGAUAUGCUAUCUCAAGUAUCUAAAGCUCAAGGUCAAGACACUGGGAGCUGUUUCCCUCUAGCUCCUCGAUCGAUGACGGUUCUGUUCUGGUUCCUGAACCCAAUACCUAUCCCUCUCUCCAUAUAUACAAGUAAUGAGCUAAAACUAUAGCAGCAAUAAGGUGAAAUGAAACUCAGUCAGUUCCAUUCGGUGAUUCUGAGGACUACUGGAGUGAAAGCUCAAUGGUGCUUUGCUUACAAGGGUCCAAUGAUUUGAGUGGUUACAAUGAAGAUUCAGUAUUGCAGUAUAUUACUAGUGAAUCACCGACCACUGCACCUUCAUCCAUCCAUCCACUGAUGGAGAGUACUACCUAGCAGCAAGCCGGUGUCACAUCUUUCUUCUGGGUCAGUUCAGUGCAGUGCCUCUUGGUAGGCACCUCCUCCCUCUCAUAAAAAAAGGCUCUCAUGGCGUUGAUGGCGCAAUAAGUAAAACAGGGAGGCUAAGCUAUAAAGAUCUUUUUUCUCCCCUCCAUUGUGGUGUGAUCCAAAGCAAAGGAAGGAAGGAGGAAUGAAUGAAUGAAGUCCAUGCAAAGUGCAGUGCUGGUGGCCUGGUGCUGCAUGCGUCGAUGGCUUUUUGACCCCCAAAGGUUGAGAGAUGAGAUGGCGGGGCCGCGCCCGAGGUUAGUUCGGGCUCCUUGUGUGUGUUUGUAUGGUGGCGUGUGUAGCUAGCAGAGUGUGCGUGAUGGCGUCGUCCCUCGCGCUUUUUCUGCCUUUCUACUAGUACUAUACAUAUAUGCUACUGUAUACUGUACUCCUAUGUAUGAAUACUGCAUGUGUUUGUGUUUGUGUUUGAUCCCCCGCUACUUUAAACU
Oryza sativa Japonica Group (Japanese rice) is the source of this 2549-nucleotide messenger RNA. RefSeq names its product transcription factor bHLH144. Lineage: Eukaryota; Viridiplantae; Streptophyta; Magnoliopsida; Poales; Poaceae. The record is from RefSeq and is a predicted model, not a curated record. Gene Ontology annotation, molecular function: protein dimerization activity.